CUGCAACCUUGGACGAGCAUCGUUGAGCAAAAUGCAGAAGACAUUCUAAAGCUUUUGAUUGUAUGAAGGUGUACUACAAGGUUAAACCCAUUCACAUACUGUGCAGCAGGGUACGAUCUCUGACAAGAAACCGCACAGCUCGCUUCUGAACGACUCGCCGAUGUUGCUCCAAUGGAGGUUGUGGAAACUGGUAUGAUGACCAAGCUUCAUGAAGUUCUACGGCCUCUGAAUGUAGUCUUGAUGGCUGAAGAGGAUAUUACAAAGAUUGCUGGCGAGUUUGAGGGAAGCCGAAUCCAUCACAAGGAGCUCACAACUCAGCGCCAAGUAUUAAGGAAGGACAUGAGAGCCUACCCUCAUAUAGUGAGCGUUGCACUUGAAGGUAACAGAAUCGUAAAAUGACAGCCACCGCAUGGUUCUGACUCAACAGGGAUACAUCGCAUAACAACUGUGGAGGCAUAGCCUGUGAAGAUCAGAAGCGAUCUGACAGUGGCCUUAUUCGUCCCUGGGUGGGCUCAGUACGUCCAACAAAUACGGCAAGCUCCGGGUAAGAAGUGAUAUUAGUGGGGCCUUGCGAGUGUGAGACAGGGAAUUAAGGCACCAACAGACGAGGCUGAUCUCUCACAGGAAGGUAUAACUGUAGUUGACAUUGCAUUAAGGAGAAAGAUACCUUGACAUUACUG
Molecule: messenger RNA, 680 nt
Organism: Macroventuria anomochaeta
Lineage: Eukaryota; Fungi; Ascomycota; Dothideomycetes; Pleosporales; Didymellaceae
Exons: 1
Coding region: 172-399 (75 amino acids)
Source: RefSeq, a predicted model, not a curated record